GACAAUAAUUACAAGAGAGAAAAAAACAAACGCCGGAAUAAACAUUUCUUUGAAUUCCCCGCAAAAAAAAAACACAGUCUUUCCCACAAUUCACUCCCAAGAAUCGCUCCACAGAUCUGUAUCUCAAUCACACCUAACUUUCUUUAAUCUGGGCACACAUAGAACAAAAAAAAAGAUCUUUUUCGACCCAGAUUUUCUAAAUCCGUGUACCCAGAGGAAUUGGUGACUUCAAGAUUUGACAUUGGAAUAUAAAUGCACAUUCUUUUGUAAGUGUUUUCAGAAUUUUUCAAGGUUUGGGCAAGGUUGGGUGAAGAGAAGCUCAUCAUGAUGGGUCUUUGGGAGGCGAUUUGCAUUGCGGCGGUGGUGGUCGGCGGCGUUGCGCGGUGGAGCACGGUGGGCGGCGUUGGAAUUGAGGACGUUUUCUUCAACGAGACAGAGCUUUCUCUCAUGGAAUCUGUGUUUGAUAGGUUUUCUACUUCAGCUGCUAAAUCCAACCAGCUCUAUGUUCCCAUCACUUUCAUUAAAGGAGCUGAUCCUAAAGCAGUGUGCUUAGAUGGGAGUUUACCAGCUUAUCACAUUGAUAGGGGGUUUGGUACUGGAGAAAAGAGUUGGAUCGUUCAUUUAGAGGGUGGGGGAUGGUGCAACAGCAUGCGUACCUGCACAUACAGCAGCAAGAAUACACAUCAUGGGUCAUCGAGGUUUAUGGAAAAGUGGCUCCCGUUUACAGGAAUUUUGAGCAAUAAAGCGGAAGAAAAUCCAGAUUUCUACAAUUGGAACAGAGUAAAAGUUCGUUACUGCGAUGGCGCUUCAUUCACCGGAGACAGCGAGGCUAACGGGCUGCAGUUUAGAGGGCAACGGAUAUGGAAAGCAGCAAUGAAUGAAUUGAUGAUGUCAAAGGGCAUGCGCUAUGCCAACCAAGCUCUUCUUUCUGGAUGCUCAGCUGGAGGUCUUGCUGCCAUAUUACACUGUGAUGAAUUCCGCAAUUUAUUUCCACAAAGCACUAAAGUGAAGUGCUUGAGUGAUGCCGGGCUAUUCAUGAAUGCGCGGGAUAUAUCUGGUCGGCACACUCUUAGGAAAUACUUUGGUGGUGUAGUAAAGCUCCAGGGCUCGGGAGAAAACCUGCCAAAUAGUUGCAAUAAAGUGAAUAAACGCUCCGAUCGAAACACAUGCUUCUUUCCUCAGAACGUGAUUUCCAAUAUCAGAACACCUCUAUUUAUUCUCAACACGGCCUAUGAUUCGUGGCAGAUCCAAGCCAGUUUAGCUCCUUCUUCAGCCGAUCCUAAUGGCACUUGGUAUGCUUGCAAGUAUAACCAUAACAAGUGUUCUUCGUCACAGAUUAAUUUUUUCCAAGGAUUUAGAGCUCAAAUGCUAAGGGCUACAAGAAAGUUUGCCACUUUCAGAAAAAAUGGUUUGUUUAUAAACUCGUGUUUUGCGCACUGCCAAUCGGAGAGGCAGGAUACGUGGUACGCUAAUAACUCCCCAGCUAUUGGUAAAAAGAAAAUCGCACUUGCGGUUGGAGAUUGGUAUACAGACCGUGCAGCUGCGAAACGCAUCGAUUGCCCGUACCCUUGUGAUAAAACAUGUCACAACUUGGUGUUCAGAUAAAUGAUUCUCCAAUUUUCUUUUGUUGUUUCUCCAUAUAUAUGUUACACUUUGUACUGAUUUUUUUAUACCACUAACUUACAAAUGUCAAAAGGGAGUCAAUAUAAAGAGUGAGGGCAAAAAUAACCUCUGCCAAUAUCAAGUGUAUUACAGGGUACAUUUUACUUACAGGGUACAUUUCAUCUUCUCCUAAAGUGAUGUUCUCAUCCAUACUAAAUUUGGUGUGGUGAGGUUUGUGUUGUAAUUUUUUAAUUUGUUUGUUUAUGAAAGAAAAAUUUGGAGUGUUU
This is a messenger RNA of Cuscuta campestris, 1889 nucleotides long. The record is from the annotation of a GenBank genome assembly. NCBI's taxonomy places the organism in Eukaryota, Viridiplantae, Streptophyta, Magnoliopsida, Solanales, Convolvulaceae.